Molecule: messenger RNA, 2728 nt
Organism: Helicoverpa zea (corn earworm)
Lineage: Eukaryota; Metazoa; Arthropoda; Insecta; Lepidoptera; Noctuidae
Gene: dpr18
Exons: 8
Coding region: 202-1473 (423 amino acids)
Biological process (GO): synapse organization
Cellular component (GO): neuron projection membrane
Source: RefSeq, a predicted model, not a curated record
GUAACAUCGUUUCGCGGUAGAUACACACCCCCUAUUAUAAUUCGCCUCGUUCGACCGAACAUUGUCGUGUGGAGUGCAGUGAAUAUACGUGGUAGUGCUCUUCCAAUGUUAUGGUCGCCUGGUACCAUGUCGGACUUAAUGUUUUUAAAUGAAAAAUGUAAACGGCGAGCGUAAUGCGUCCACGCCUGUGAUGUCUCUAAUAUGCAGUGCGACGGCCUCUACUUCGUGUUUCUAGCGUUAUGCUGCAUCCAUACCGCAUCUGAACCGUUACGUUUUCCUGAAGAUUAUCGAACAAAUGUUGUUCGGAGACGUCGAAGCGAUGAGAAGGACAGUUUGGCGUUGUCCAGAGAGAUAUUCAAAAACAUCACCAAGCAACUACGCGAAAAUAUUAAGCGCGAAGGAGCGACUGACAGGAACGAUCAAUUGUUACAGAACAAGGUAGAAGAGUCACGCCCCUAUGUGCCGUAUCAGAGUUACCAUGAUCACCAUCAUGAACACCAUUGGGGGCCAUACUUCGAGGAAGAGAAGUACACUCAAGUGACGGCCCAUGUGGGGGCCGAAGCCUUGCUGAACUGUAGAGUCGUCAUGCUCAAGGACAAAACGGUGAUGUGGUUGAGAAACACCACGGAGUCAGCGCAACUCCUCACCGUCGGUCCAGCGUUAUACGCCGGCGACAAUAGGAUAGCAGUUAAAUUCCAAUACCCAAACAACUGGAGGCUCAGUAUGAACCCAGUGAAGUUCACCGAUGCCGGUCACUAUAUGUGCCAAAUCUCCACUCACCCACCAAGAACGAUAUUCACCAACCUCACCGUACUACCCCCUGUAAUAUCCAUAAACGGUGAUGAGACACAUGAUGUGAAAGACAGGUUUUAUAAAGCGGGUAGCGCGAUAAAAUUAUCCUGUAUCAUAUCAGAACAAUAUGUGUCGUCUAUAUCUACGAAGGCGCCAGUAACAACGCCUUUGCCUACAACUACACCCUUACCCGUAACUACAACUACAGAAUUAACUACAAAAUUGAGUACAAUAUUCAAUAGAAUAGAUUUAAUGAUGAAUAAAAGUUGGAGUGUCGAAACUACGACGAUUACCUCAACUGUUAGUGUAAGUACUACUACUAAGAGAGCACCAGAAAGGAUGACGACUGAGUUGACUACAAUCAAACCAACGACACCUCCAGUAGAAAAUAAUGUAUAUGGAAUUGUUUGGAAGAAAAAUGGAAAGGAAUUUUCUGAAAAUGUCACUUGGAGGAAUAUGAGUGCUACCAUUAGUGUAGGGUCGGCAUCACAGAACGACAGCGGAACGUACUCCUGUCACUUGCAGAAUCAUUCCCAAGUAACGAUAAAUGUUCAUGUUUUGAUCGGCGAAAAUCAGGCUGCAGUUCAGCACAACAGGGGAAACAAAUGGACACUUUUCUGGCAACCACGUGAUUUAGCUUUAAUUUCUUUCACUAUUAUAGUUUUAUUAUUUGACCCCUGAUGGAAAAAAAACUAAAUUAUGAUAUUAAAAUAUUUCACGCGACGAAACGUCUUAGUUUGCGUUACGACUAAAAUUUAUGAACGCCGGGAAAUGAGAGUGUCAUUCGAGACAUAAAAUGUGAUGUUCGCUGAUAUUCCAGCAGAUUAUUUGAAUUUAGAAUAAAUAUAUUUUUAUAGAUAUGUUUCUAACCAGUUCUUUUUCUAAGAAAUGUUGCUGCAAUAUGGUUGAAUUUUCCUCAGAGUCUAUUUCAGUUUGUAAAGCAUUGGACCGGGAUUGUGAAAUAGGUAUCUAAUAAAUAAAUCCUUCGACAUCGAGUGUAAAUCCUGUUCGCUAGGAUAUCAAAUUCAAGGAAUCGAACUAUCCUUAUGUAUUUUUGUUUUGCUUGAAACAGUAAAUUUUAUAAAAUAUCUAUAAAAAUAUUUUUAUUCUGUCAUACAAAUUUAGAGUACGAUACAUUCGACCAUGAAUUAGACUUAACUAAAGUUAAAACUAUGCAUAUAAACCUAGUCUAGUAAUUAAAAAAAGUCUUCAAAAUCUGUUGUAAAAUAAAUUCAAAUACUUCAUUGGUUCAUAGAGGAUGUAAUAAUUAUUUUUGACAAGAUGCAAAGAAGCAGCUUUUAUAAAAAAUCCUUUGGUUUACAAAAGGCGUAAUUCACAACAAUGCAUAAAAUGCUCGUAAAAAGGUUUUAGUACUUUUUUAGUAUGCAGUGAGUGAUUACGUAAAGUGCUAUCCGUGAACAUGUAAUUUUAAAAUGUGUACAUAAUAUAAUUUGACUGUUGAAAUAUUUGAGCGUUCAGAUUUAUGAUUUGUUGGAUAUAAUUUAAUUUUAUACUUUAUCGAAAUUCGAAAUGUUUACACAAAGUGUAUUUAGUUUAAGACAACAUUAUUACUUAAAGUAAGGUUAAAUGUAGACUGUACAUAAAUUCCAUUUUGAGAUCUAUGAUGACAAAUGGUAUGACUUUGAACCGUGUAAUAUCUGUAGUAUAAUAAUAUUAUACUUAACAUGUAUUUCAAUACAAAAUGUACAGUUAAUGCUACUAAACUCUUAUUCUAAGGAAUACAAACUUUCUCGUUUGUAAUAUAAACAUAGGAAUAAUGCGAGGCGAAGCCAAAAUAGUAACUUUAUCUAUAAGAUAUUUUAUAUGUUGUUGCACAUUUUUGUUAAUAAUACACAAAUCUCUCAUCUGUAAACAAAAGAAAGACUAUGUUAAAUGACUGUAAACUAUAAAAUAAACUUAACAUUAUACUAAAGUC